UGAUGCUGACUUGAAAACUGAUUUCUGAUUAAUUUUCCUAAAGGUUUUGCAGAAGAAGAACAAUGGCAAUGAACGCAGCAUCACAGCCCGGCCAAAUGGACCGCAACAGUAGCUACCUUCAGCUGGUGGAUGCUUUUGCAUGGUCACUGGGAUCACUGGAGCAGCAAAUGGUUGAUGCGCAAGAAACAGAUGAUGAUCCAGUCAAAGAUACAGAUCCCUCUUUACUCAUAGAGAUAGAGGGAGCGAUGACCGGUGUGUGUCUCCAGUAUCCUGCGGCUUAUGGUGAUGGUGUGGGUACGAGUCUGAGUGUGUUGGAUAAACUGAUACACACACACCCGUUCUGGCUUCUGCUUUCUAUCGACCAGCACGAGGUCACUGACAUCCUACUAAAGCAACCAGCUGGGGUAUUUCUGGUGUGGAGGUCACCUGUCCUUCAGAAGAAAGUCUUAUCUUUCCACAUGGAUGGAACGUCAGACUCCAUCAUUCAUGUCCCUGUCAAGGAGAGCCAGUACACAUUUUCUCUGGAGGAAUCAGGAAUUGGUUUUGCUGACCUCUUUCACCUUGUGGCCUUUUAUUGUAUAAGCAGGGACAUACUGCCAUGCACUCUGAAGCUUCCAGAAGCUGUUUGUUUAGCCGAAACACUAACUGAUCUGAAUGAGUUGACCCAGCGAGAGGCAGGUACAGAAGAUUUGCUGCUUUCGUAUUUGUGUUUGUGCAAUGAUGUUUUAAUCAUUAACCACUUUUUUCCAGCAUUCUGGAAGUCAUCUCUCAACAAUCAACACGAGACACUUUCAAUUUCUGAAAGUUCUCUUGUUCAAGAGGAACCGCUGAUCUCCUUGCCCAGCAACUGUUCUGAGAUCUUACAGAUUGAGGAUCCUUCUCACUCUUGCUCAAAUACAUGUGUGAAAAGUUGUUUGUCUUUUACCAACCCGGUCUUCCUUCAGACACAACAAGUGAUCGCAAAAGACCCAACAGCAGCCAACGGAAAAUCGCGUCCACCUCCUCCUCCCAGACCUCGUCCACCUCACAUUUUGAUUCAUAGACCUACUGCACCACCACAUCCAAAGACUAUGCCAUUAAGCAUUGGCUUUAACAGACCGAGUAAGAGAUCCCAGGCUAGCACCAUGUCCAAGGGAUCCAAACAACCUUGUACCAAGAACCCUCCUCCGCGACCUCCUCAAGCGCCAGACAUUGACACUUAUCGUUGCACUAUCGCUUUGGAUGAUGAUACCAUCUCUAGGGCCCUAUCUCGAGCCAAUCUGCCCCAUACUCCUUUAAACCAAACCAGCAGCAACAUCCUGCGACAAUGGACAGGAUUAGAAGAGAAUGGGCGAAGUUCAAGUGGCCGAAGUUUGUCCACGUCCUCGUCCGACUCCCUGGAUUCUUCCCCGCACCCUCUUCCUUUGAACCUGUCCCAGAGCACGGGUCAAAGGCUCUCCACGGACGACAGCAGUGAUGAAUACGACGAAGAAGAGGAAGACUACGGUGUGGAACUCGAGCGAGACUUACAUCUCCGGCUAAGUGGUGCCCACAAGUCAAGGAGACUCCUGGCGGUGGAAUUAGCGGGGGCUCGUCCGAGAUCGUUCGUCAUCUUUCCGCGGGCAUUAAGGGGACACUUCAGUAAGGUCAGAGGUGUCCUCAAAGUCUUGGCUACACCUGAGAAACGCAUCUUGCUACAGAUCAUUGAGCUGGCCCAGGACAAAGGCUCCUACUUUGGUUGCCUGGUGCAGGACUACUUGAGCUAUGUGCAGGAGAACAAAAACUGCCUCCUGUCCUGCCAGGAUCUUCUGCAGACGAUUCGCCAGUUCAUGACCCAGAUGAAGGCUUAUCUCAUACAGAGCUCAGAGAUAAACCCACCCAUUGAAUCUUACGUACCCGAGGACCAGAUUGAUGGAGUGUUGGAAAAGGCCAUGCAUAAAUGUGUGCUGAAACCUUUGUACGGUUCAGUGCAGUCGGCCCUGCAUGAUUACCAGGUGUCCAGCGGGGAGUGGCGGAGACUGCAAGAAAAUCUGGCCCUGGCCAAGACCAAACAGCCCAGAGAGCUGGGGGCAAACGCAACAAGACCACCAGACACCCACGCCAUUAACCGGAUCCGCAGAAAACUGGCAGCCAUGCGCAGGAUGUACUCGCCCGAGAGGAAGAUCGUGGUGCUGUUGAAAGUGUGCAAACUCAUCUACAGUAUUAUGCAAGAUCACAAAGUGCGACUGUUCGGAGCGGAUGAUUUCCUGCCCAUGUUGACAUAUGUGUUGGUCCAGUGUGACAUGCCUCAGUUGGACACAGAGAUCUUGUACAUGUUGGAGCUGAUAGAUCCAUUAUUGCUACAUGGAGAAGGAGGUUAUUACCUCACCAGUGCAUAUGGAGCAAUGUCACUAAUUAAGAACUUCCAGGAAGACCAGGCUGCCCGAAUCCUCAGCUCUACAACACGUGACACACUCCACCAAUGGCACCAAAGACGCACCAUGCAGAGAAAUCUGCCCUCUGUGGACGACUUUCAGAAUUACUUGCGUGUAGCUUUGCAAAAGGCAGACAGCGGCUGCACGGCUAAAACCCUGCAGGUGCGGCCCUACACCACCACUGAAGAGAUGUGUCGUCUUUGUGCCAUCAAAUUCGGCGUGUCAGAUCCAGAAAACUACGCACUUUUUCUCUACACGGGCGACAGCAGCCAGCAGCUAGCCGCAGACACGUACCCUCAGAGGAUUAAGGCAGAAUUACACAGUCGGCAAAACCCUCCAUCAUUUCACUUUGUCUACAGAAAGACACAAACAUAAACUGAAUUCCUGCCUAACAGCAUCGUGGGAGCUGCCCUAAAGACCAAAGGUUUUGACUUUUUGGCAAAACCAGAAAGACUUCUGUGUAGCAUACAGACAUUGUUUCAAUAGCAGAAAAAUGUGGGUGUGACUUUUAGGAAUGUGUAUUGCUAAAUGAAAGAAAGUAGCUUGUGUUGUUGUCAGUAUCCUAAAAUGAUUAGACUUAAAGUCUUUAAAAGAGUUCUUCAGGUCAGUCAGAGGAGAUAUCUGCUAGUUCUCACAACAAACAUUUGUUGAUUCUGGCCUUUAAUGCUUUAAAAAAGUAAUGAUACACAAAGUGAUACCAAAUGUUUGGAAGAAAUGUUUUGUAAUAGAUACAGCACUGAACAAAUUUUAAGAGGCCAACCCCAGUUAUUAUUUUGAUCUUUUUGUCCCAUUUAAAUUUUUUCGGCAAAUAAAUGCAAAUUAAAAGAAAUGUUUACAGAGACAAAAAUCUUUUUAUCUAAACGCAUACCUAUAAAUAGUAAAUACAAAAAACCUGAAAAUAUUGUUGGAGUGGUCUUUUAAUUUUACACGGCUGUAUGUUUAUUAUGUGUUUGGCAUUGGGGAAGCAGUAUCUCUUCAAACCCUCUUUAUUCUGUAUGUAUUCAGUUUAUCAUGUCCCUACCUUCAAAAAAGCUCCUAAUAUAUUUUUGGUUUCAAUUAUUAUAAAGGUAUCAGGGAUUCAUAACCUGAGCUUUGUAGAGUUCUGUAUAUAAUUUUUUUUUUGUAUGCGGGUUAAAUUGUUUUGAGAAAUGUUGCAUUCUUGAGUGUCAAUGACUCACAUCAACAGAAUGAUGUGUGACUCUUUAAGUACUGUAAGCAACCUUUUUCAGAGAUAAAGAUUGGUGAUCGUGUGAUUUUUAUUCUAUUUUUUUUCACAACAGUGGGAUUGUUUUAUUGAAUCUUUGCACUUUGCUCCUUAAAAUGUAACUUUUGUCGAAUAGCGCUUUCAGAUUGUCUUAUAGUGCUUUUAAAAGAUAAUAUAGAUAUAUUUUGUAGUAAUAUCUAUGAUGCAUUAGGUGCUGAGAACAUGAAAAUAAUAUUUCACCUGCACUGUAAAAAUAAAGUUGGUACAACUUAAAAAA
Messenger RNA from Paramisgurnus dabryanus, 3874 nucleotides. The record is from RefSeq and is a predicted model, not a curated record. Lineage: Eukaryota; Metazoa; Chordata; Actinopteri; Cypriniformes; Cobitidae.